Messenger RNA from Ceutorhynchus assimilis (cabbage seed weevil), 2046 nucleotides. NCBI's taxonomy places the organism in Eukaryota, Metazoa, Arthropoda, Insecta, Coleoptera, Curculionidae. The record is from the annotation of a GenBank genome assembly.
CGUGAAGGUCCGUCGUUCGGAAGGCAGCAUCCCUACGGGGCCCCGGUCCAGUUGAUGUCUCAAAGUAAAUACCGAAAGGUGCACAGAAUUGUUUAUUUUUUGCGGAAGAACGGACACCUACCUCUUUCUACUCCGGGUGAUAUAUCGGCAGUUUUUUUUUUUUUUUUUCGAGUUUGAUAAAUUAUAUAUUACACCCCCCUACCAAAUUAAAAUAAAAAAACGAGAACAAUGAAACAAAUAAUAAUAAAUAAUUUCGUGAUAAGGACAAUGUGUUUUGUGAUUAUAAUAAAUCAUUCGGGAUUUUUUGUGGAUUGUGCUGAAGCUAAUGUUGGUACUGAUGUUACAAUUGUUGGAGUGGCCAGGAACAAGAAUAGAGGCAAAGGAUCUAUGUGGUGGGGAAUCGCGAAAGCAGGCGAACCAAACAAUAUUUCUCCCACGCAACCUGGUGUGCUCUUUAUGGAUGCUUCAGUGCAUGGAACUUUGCGACGUAAACAACGAAGACUAGCCAAAGAAAAUACAGGUCUUCUUGAAGCUGUAGCCAGAGGAGCUAAUCUAGCUAUCAACGAAUGUCAGUAUCAAUUUAGAAAUCAACGGUGGAACUGCAGUACGAAAAAUUUUUCAAAAGGAAAAAAUCUAUUUGGGAAGAUUGUAGAGAAAGGUUGUCCAGAAACAGCGUUCGUCUACGCAAUCACUAGUGCAGCUGUGACGCAUUCUGUUGCUCGAGCCUGCUCCGAAGGUUCCAUUGAAACUUGCUACUGCGAAAAACACUACAGACGACCUCAAGUUUUCAGCAACGCCAAUACAGGAGCUGUAGCUAAUGUUCGAGACUUUGAAUGGGGAGGAUGCUCAGAUAAUAUUGGUUUUGGUGUCGAUGUUAGUCGAGAAUUUGUCGAUACAGGAGAAAGGGGAAAAAGUUUAAGAGAAAAAAUGAAUUUGCACAACAACGAAGCUGGACGAUGGCACGUCCAAGCCCAAAUGCGUCAAGAAUGCAAAUGUCACGGUAUGUCCGGUUCCUGUACCAUGAAAACUUGCUGGAUGAGGCUGGCGAAUUUCAGAGUUAUCGGAGACCUUCUCAAAGACAGAUACGACGGUGCCACGCGCGUAACCGCACAUAGUUCGGCUGCGCUUAAAAACAACAAAGCACACAGCAACAGGUUGCCUAAGAAUCCCAAGUUGGCCGCUAUUAUGACCAAUAGCAUUCAUACGAAGAGGGAGAACAAGAGAAAGCACAAAUACGCUUUCCAACUUAAAACGUACAAUUCUGAACAUAAACCUCCUGGAAUGAAGGAUCUGGUUUUCUAUGAACUGUCACCAGGAUUCUGCGAUAAAGAUCCUAAACUGGGAAUUCAAGGAACUUAUGGUAGACAAUGUAACGAUACGUCAGACGGUGUGGAUAACUGUGCGAUUAUGUGUUGCGGGCGUGGUUAUAAAACUCAAGAAGUGGUCGUCAUGGAACGUUGCAAUUGCAUUUUCCAUUGGUGCUGCGAAGUGAAAUGCGACGUGUGUAAAAUAAAGAAAAAAAUUCACACGUGUGUAUAAGUAGGUUUUUUUUUUUUUUUUGAAUUUGAACAAAUUGUCGUUUUCAUCUUACCAAUUUGGUAAGCAAACUGGAUAUUGAUGAGGACGUUUUGUUUAUGCAUUGACCAGUAUUAACGGAACGCAGUGUUUUAGAAAAUAAUAUGAAAACUAUUUUUCGAAUAUUAUUAUUGUUAGAAAGACUGACCAAACGAAUAUUUUAAAUAUAAAACUUUUUUUGUAUAUAUAAUUUAUUUUUUUAAUUUGAAUUCUUGAUAUAGUCUUUUUUUGGGGCAUAUCUCUAAAUUUUUGUACAUAUCAACUGAAAAAAUAUAUGUUCGGAUAAAUUAAUAAAUUUAAUAUUAAGUGACCCAGUGAUAAAACUUAGUGUACUUUUUUUUAUUAAAUUAUUCCUUAUUUAUUUUUGUCUAAUUGUAAAUAAUAUUUAAAAAAAAUCAGCCGUAGUAUCUCAAAUAUUUUGUGCAUAUUUUUAAUUUAUUUGCAUAAAACGAGAAACCCAAGUGAUCUUUG